Molecule: messenger RNA, 2560 nt
Organism: Clupea harengus (Atlantic herring)
Lineage: Eukaryota; Metazoa; Chordata; Actinopteri; Clupeiformes; Clupeidae
Gene: yaf2
Product: YY1 associated factor 2
Exons: 4
Coding region: 928-1362 (144 amino acids)
Biological process (GO): positive regulation of DNA-templated transcription
Cellular component (GO): nucleus
Molecular function (GO): transcription coregulator activity; DNA binding
Source: RefSeq, a predicted model, not a curated record
UCGAUAGUCGGUACCACUGAGGGUGCUUGUCUUGCCGAGUGUGAUAUGAUGUGUCUGUUCCCCCUGCCGCGUCCUACAUGCAUUCCCCGCCAACAUUACCUGUUUCCUAUCAGAGCGAGAGUAGAUCGCAGUGAUGGAGUGCACCGGCCAACAGCCAGAUGCGCCGUCGGAACAGCUUGUGCUGUGAUUUAUACCCACGAAGCCUUUCUGGCGGCAAGGCAAGGUCAUCUUCAAAGCGCUCUUACCUCUAAAGAAAUGAACUGACUGAGCGAUAGGACGUGGAAUGCAGCCAGAGACCUUAACUGAUAGUGGUACCACAGCUGAUGCAUCAACACGAUUACUAGCCCGUGCAUCUUGUGUAUCAACACGAGAAUUAUUCAAAGCGUUUUCCUCAUGCAUAAUGAAUGGCUAUUGUCUGGGGGUGGUCGUGUGUCACUUGUUUAUACUGAACCGCAAAGCUGAUAAUGUUUUCUGUCUAAUCGUUUAAACUCUGUUUGAGCGCUUCGUAUAGGUUAUGUGAGUUGAACGGACUACCGUCCGACGGCGUUGUCACUCCUGAUUUUGACGGAUAAGGGAGAUUAGACGUAUUUAUGUUACCAGGAAUGUUUUAAGCGAACCUACCGACCCCGUCCUCUUGGCGAAAUUAUGUCGAAAUUGAUUGGACAGACAUGGUCACGUGGCCGUUUGCGAACUGGAGUUUCCACGACAGCUGGAAGCCGUGCAAUACGGGGGCAUCGCGCUUUUUAAAAAAUAGAUACUGUUCAUAUUACGGCAGAGAGAAGUAAGUUGGGGCAGCAUGGGAGACAAGAAGAGUCCGACCAGGCUUUGUUUUUAAGGCCGAAGCGGCAACCGAAGCCCUCGUCUGACGAAGGCUAUUGGGACUGUAGCGUCUGCACAUUCAAGAACAGCGCCGAGGCGUUCAAAUGCAUGAUGUGUGAUGUGAGGAAGGGGACGUCAACGCGGAAACCUCGGCCCGUUUCCCAGCUGGUCGCCCAGCAAGUAACGCAGCAGUUCGCCUCUCCCACCCAACCCAAGAAGGAGAAGAGGGAGCGCACGGACAAAGAGCGCAGCGAGAAGGAGCCCACGCUCAAGAAGAUCAGCCACAAGAGGAUGAGGCCCCGGUUAAAGAACAUCGACAGGAGCAGCGCGCAGCACCUGGAGGUGACGGUGGGCGACCUGACGGUCAUAAUCACGGACUUUAAGGAGAAAGCCAAGCCCACGUCCACCUCGUCGCCCAGCGCCGCGUCGGCCGACCACCACAGCCAGAGCGGCUCCAGCUCCGACACCAACGCCGAGAGGGCCGCGUCCCGCUCCUCGUCCCCCCGCGGCGAGGCCUCCUCCGUCAACGGAGAGUCGCACUAAAAAAAAAAACAAACCUCCCUCGCCCCUCCUACCCUCCCCAGUCCCGCUCAUCCGCUGUCCUCAAAACCCAGAUGCCACCCGUAUGCGUCAUCUCUCCUACCUACGUCCCCUUUGUCCUUCUCCUCUUCCUUGCCCUCUUCAAAAUGUAGACCUGUCCCCCCCACCCCCCCCCCCCCCCUCUGAAAAUGCACAUGUAAGCGUUUGCCAAGCCCUUACAGCAGGUUACACUCUCUUCCCGCAGAGAAAUCCACUACGACACAACAAACCAAGCAACAGUUUUCUGUUUUUGCUUUUUUUCUGGAGGCUGGGGGUUUGGCGUGCGGCUCUCCCUCUGCGGGGGGUAUUCCAGCUCUGGUCAGCGUCUUUGCGCCUCGCGGUUUGGGACGAUACCUGGCUUUUAGCCCACACAAGUCGACAAACUGUAGAAUUUCUAUGUCACUUUCAGGAUUAAUACUCUAUUGAUAUAGCAUUCUAAGAAGAUUCAUUCUAAAGUCCUGCCAUAGGCCCUCAGUUAGCCCGAUGCAUCCUCCAUUUCAGAUUGAUGUUGGCACUCUCAUCCAAUCGGUGUUAUUGAUUACAUGUAGACACUGAUAUGAGCCCCGCCCACUUCAUCUCACCUCCAUCGUUUCUGUCCAAUAAGAACUAUUGUGGCAUGAUCUGAUUCAGAGUCUCAAUGCAUUAUGGGAGAAAAAAAAUAUGAAGCAAUUCCCUUCAUUGUACAGUCAUUGGUUUAUCAAACUGUGAUAGAAUAAGACCUAUUCUUUCUUGUUUUGUUUUGUUUUGUUUUUGCACCUGCUGGUAUUUGGUGUGGUUUCAUGAGAGAAUAUUUUACAUUAACAUUUUUUUUUUUUUUCAUUUGUGUUUACUUUUGUUGUUUUAAAACAAUUCACAGCACAAGUUAUAUAUCAUAUCAUGUUGUUCUCUCAUUGCUCUGGCCAAGGUGUGCUAUAUAAGAUGCAUAAACAUCUUGGUGAAUUAUGUGUUAAUUAAAAGUUUGAAAGAAAAAAAAAAAACAUUUAUUACUUAAAAAGACAUUGUAUUAGGAAGGUGUUGACAUUGAAUCUCCAUUUUAUAGAUUUGAGCUUGUCAUCAGAGAUUUAUUAUUACCGUCUAGAAAUGUCACUGAAUAAAAUGACCAGAUAUAGCCUCUUCAGUAAAAGCCUUGUAAAUAAAGUGAUAAUGUGGGAUUUGCAGUAAA